Tachyglossus aculeatus (Australian echidna) is the source of this 3007-nucleotide messenger RNA. It is a transcript of the gene PLAG1, whose product is annotated as PLAG1 zinc finger. Lineage: Eukaryota; Metazoa; Chordata; Mammalia; Monotremata; Tachyglossidae. The transcript is spliced from 5 exons. The record is from RefSeq and is a predicted model, not a curated record. The coding region runs from base 155 to 1708 and encodes 517 amino acids.
CCUUCAGAUUUGUCCUCAGUCUGUGGCUCCGGACUAACUCAGAAAAGUGAUUUAGAAUCAUCAACAGCUCUUCUGAGGGUGAUCCGUGAUGCUUCAUUGGCUCUGCCGCGGCACCCCAGAAUACAUCGUUCUGUGAUUUUCACAGAUCCUAAGAAUGUCCUGCUGGAAUUUGGAGCUGGACCUCAAUGCUCAGAUCAAUCAAAAUGGAAAGUACUGGAUUUUACUCCUCUCCAAGAAGAGUCCGUGGGACUGGUUAAGGUCAAAAUCUAAGGAUUUUACCAGCUGUCAUCAGUCCCCUUUUGCUUUCUUUUUCGACCACAUGAAACUUGAGAAGCCAUCUAAAGCUAAAUCAUUUAGUGGAGUUGAGAGCAAUUCCCAAGUGUCCAACAAGAAGGCCUGGUUUAGGCUGCGAUGGCCACUGUCAUUCCUGGUGAUUUGUCAGAAGCAUAUGGCUACUCAUUCUCCUGAGAAAACCCACAAGUGUAAUUAUUGUGAGAAAAUGUUUCACCGAAAAGAUCACCUAAAGAAUCACCUCCAUACACACAACCCCAACAAAGAGGCCUUUAAGUGUGAAGAAUGUGGAAAGAACUACAACACCAAGCUGGGGUUUAAACGUCACCUGGCCUUGCACGCCGCAACAAGCGGUGACCUCACCUGCAAGGUAUGUUUGCAGACUUUUGAAAGCACAGGGGUGCUCCUGGAGCACCUAAAGACUCACGCAGGCAAGUCGUCGGGUGGGGUAAAGGAGAAGAAGCACCAGUGUGAACACUGCGACCGUCGGUUCUACACCCGCAAGGAUGUCCGCAGGCAUAUGGUAGUGCACACUGGAAGGAAGGACUUCCUCUGUCAGUACUGUGCACAGAGAUUUGGACGGAAGGAUCACUUAACCCGUCACAUGAAAAAGAGUCACAACCAAGAACUUUUGAAGGUGAAAACCGAACCCAUGGACCUUCUGGAUCCCUUUACCUGCAACGUUUCUGUGCCUAUAAAAGACGAGCUGCUCCCGGUGAUGUCUUUACCUUCCAGCGAACUGACAUCAAAGCCAUUUACAAACACUUUGCAGUUGAACCUCUACAAUUCUCAAAUUCAGUCGAUGCAGGCUUCCGGACCCGCGCACCCGAUGGUCGGCCCGUCGUUACCCUUGGGAAUGCCGUGUCCGUUAGAUAUGGACUCCGUCCAUCCUGCUCACCAGCUGUCUUUGAAAUACCCACUCACUUCUACCUCAUACGCAGUUUCUAUGCCGGAAAAAGAACAGCCGUUGAAGGGGGAGAUCGAGAGUUACCUAAUGGAGUUGCAAGGCGGGAUGCCGUCUUCCUCGCAGGAUACUCAAGCGUCCUCCUCGAAACUAGGGUUGGAGCCUCAAGUGGGGCCGCUAGAUGCUGGAUCUGGGGAAGGGCCCCUCUCCAAAGGCUCCGUUUCCAUUAGCGAACCUCUGAACGCACCGCCUCUGGACUUCUGUCAGUUGUUCAAUUUCAUACCGGUCAAUGGCCCGCCCUAUAAUCCUUCUGUAUCGGUGGGAAGCCUGGGAAUGAGCUACUCGCCAGAGGAGGCACAUUCUUCGCUGGCUCAACUUCCACCACCGACGCAGGAUCCUCAAGAUCCUGGGAACAGUAUAGGCCUUGGGUCUCUGCACUCGCUGUCAGCGGCGUUCACCAGUAGUCUAAGCACAACCACCACCCUGCCCCGUUUCCAUCAGGCUUUCCAGUAGGAUACAGGAGCCGACUUAAUGCCAGACGUAUCCGUAGAAAUGCCUUAGAUGAAUGACCGUGUUGCAUUUAGUGCCUACUAUAAGUCACGAAAUCCGCUUUUCUCUUGUCCCAGUCUCAUCAAGCCAGUAAGAAGGGGAAACUAACUUUUUCAGUGAGCUUCGGAACCAUUUGUUCUCCAGUGUUUACCUUGGUUUAGGCCUCCAAGAGUUCUGUCUUCUUUUCACUGCCAUUUGACGUACCUUUUGGAAAAAAUGGAUAAAGGAAAGCCACCACGGCUAAAUUUUGUAAACUCUUAUUCCACGUUAAAACAUCUUGAAAGGUCGGCCUUUCGUAUGUUUGGGUUUUUUUUUCCCGUCAGAUAAUAGCUCUGCCUGUCACUGUUUUGAACAAUUAAAACUGUCUGUACAUGAACAUUCAUUUUACAAAAGGAAUUCACACUAUUGCCUACAUCAGUCGAGUAGGAUCUGAUUAGACGCCCCAUCCGAUUGAUAAUCUCAAGUGAAUUAAAACUGCUAAACUUUCCGGUUGAAAACAUUUAGCCCGUUAUUUCAGGUCAGCGUGUUUUGAAGAUUUGCCAUUCUCUCUGGCUAACAUGGUUGCAGUCUGUAUUAAGGUCACCCGAGAAGCUACUUAAACGCAAAGCAACAAUAUUUGGAGGGGAGAGAAAAGAGCCUUUUUGUAGACAGUAACUAUUCCAUUUUUAACACCGAAACGGCUUUAUGUUUUUCUGGCACAUUCUGGGGGAGAAUAGACAUCGUUGAUGUUUGACUUGGAAAAACAUAAAAAAUAGCAUGCGUUAGUAACGCGGAAUAUCCCCUGACAGUUUUUUGGGUUUUGGUUUGGGUUUUUUUUUUUUUUUUUGGCUUUUAACGCGCUGUCUUUCAUUGUAGUAGUGUAGAAAGUGUAUGGCGUUAAGUGUCUUCAGAGUCGAUAUUCACAUGUGUAGGCAUCAGGCCUUCGCAGCUGUCACUGCCAAAGGGUGGGUCAGGUCCAGCCAGAAGUCUGCGAUCGAUUGUCGUCCAACGUUAGCCAGCAGUCAGGGAGCCAGUGUAAAUUUGCAAGUGUUAGGUGUGUUUAAACUGGAGCUGAUCUUCUCAGCUUAUACGGUGUGAUAUCCUCCUGAGCAAUAAAAUAGACAUUAAUCACACCUACUUCACCUGGGUACUUGGUUAGGGAUCAUUUUCCCCGUUUGCCAAGGUUUAAAAAAGGACUCUUAGGAGUGAAGUAAAAGCAUAUUGCUUACACCACUUUUUACCUAUUUACAAUAUUCCAAUUGCAUCCCCAGCCUGAAGAGCCAA